UCACGCUUGAGUUGAAAAGAUGAAAAGAACAUUGUUUUGAUGUUUUGAUUGAAUGAUAAGUGUAUUUGUGAUGGCGAAUCAGUUCGUCCCUUUCUUCCAAUAAUGCCGAAGUCCAAAGGGAGCAGCCCAAAGGGCAAGAGGAAGCGGCAGGAUGACGUGUCGAACGAGGCCGAGCCGGUGGAAAAACGAGUUUUCCCCGACCGACAAUUGCGUAAGCGUGUUGAGCGCAAGUCUUACCGAGACAUUGACUUGGACGAGGAAGACGCUCAAGCCAGCAAGCGUGCUUUCAGUGUUGAGGAGAAGCUUCGCAGUGACAAGUUUUCUGAUGAAUUUGUCACUUAUAUGACGGCUGAAGAUUUUACGGCCGAGUACAUACAGAGAACUGGUUUGCGUACUCCGCUAAUAUUCCGUGAUAAAACGGGCCUGGGAAUGAAAGUACCAGAUGACAGUUUCACAGUUAACGAUGUCAAACAACUUGUCGGUGCACGGCGUACAAUUGACAUCAUGGAUGUGUCCUCACAACAAGGCUCCACCAUGAGCAUGGCAAACUUUGCAAAGUACUACACGAAUGCGAAACGUGACAAACUCUACAACGUCAUUAGCCUGGAGUUCACCAAGACUAAGUUGGAGCCUCUAGUGGAGUCACCCAGUUUGGUACGUCAGUUGGAUUGGGUGGACUUGGUGUGGCCGGAAACAUUGCGCGCUUUGCAGCAGGAGGCCACCAACCGACUGGUCGACAUGAAAUAUCCCAAAGUGCAAAAGUACUGCCUGAUGAGCGUCGGUGGCUGCUACACAGAUUUCCACAUCGACUUUGGUGGCACGUCCGUCUGGUAUCACAUUCUCAAGGGUGGAAAGGUUUUCUGGCUGAUUCCUCCAACCCCAAUCAAUCUUCAGAUCUAUGAGCAGUGGGUGUUGUCGGGUAAACAGCAGGAUAUCUUCCUGGGUGACAUGGUCGAGAAGUGUGCCCGCGUCGAAUUGAAACCAGGCUGGACUUUUGUCAUUCCUACUGGCUGGAUUCAUGCAGUUCACACUCCUGUGGAUUCGCUAGUGUUUGGUGGAAACUUUCUGCACAGUUUCAACAUAAGCGGUCAGCUUGCCGUGGCGGACAUUGAAGAAACUACUAAGGUUCCGCAGAAGUUCCGCUUUCCCUUCUUCACGCAGCUCAUGUGGUAUGCACUGGACAAGUACGCGCACUCUCUGCGUUACUACCUGGAACAGUUUCACGGGUACAAGCCUGAUGACAGUACCACCAUCACACCCACUGGCACCAUCGUCAUGGACACCAUCGUCAUGGACGCCAUAGAUACUGUGGACAGCACCAUCGACAUUGCAAUGGACACCACCAUUGACACUGCCAUGGACACGAGUACUAGCGGCAAGGAGAAAGAAGAGAGCGAUACUUCCCACACUGCUACAACUACUGCUGGUGCUACCGAGCCGAGUGAUGUGAAGUGUGAGAUGGAGAGCAUUGCAACACCAGAGCCACCUGUUGCCGACGCCACCCCGGCAAAGUCCACACGCGUUGAGAAAGCGCUCGUUUCCGACAGCCCGUCCUCCGCUAGUCCCAGAACGCGGCGUCGCAAGGCUGCGAUCGCCGCGGCUGCCGCCAUUUCCAUCACCGCGGCAACACCGACGCGCGCCUCCUCUGCCGCCUCCGCCAGCUCCAGCCCAGCACCGAUGCGCGCAGCUGCCGUAGCCAGCUCCAGCCCGACCCCAUCGCGUGCCGCCUCCACCCCGUCGUCAUCGCUGGUGGUGCGUACCAGUGCUGAAUCGUCACCCAGUGCACUGACAGAUGAGACGCGACCGGAUCAUCCUUGCAGCUCCAACAACUCCAGUACCAAUACGGACGCAGCGAAGCUCUCUCCGGCGCCCGCAUGCGCCGAGAUCCCACUGCUGUCAACGGAUGACACUGCAGCCCAGUCACCAGCGACGACGUCAGCUACUGCUGCUGCUUCGUCAGGAGACGGGAACAGCUCACAAGGCGGCAAGCCACCUCCAUCACCGCCAUCCUGCCCGCUCUCGGACAUGGCCUGUCUCAGCUCGUAUGAGAUUGACGGCUUGCGUCGGCUGCUGGCCGAGCUUAACGUUUCCACGACGAUGGUGAGGGCGUGUCCCGAGGAGCUGGGGGAUCCUGGCGAGCUCAUGUCGACCGUGGAGAUUCUGUUGAACGAGUAUGAAAGCCGGUUUCACGAGGACAAGGCCACUGGACAUUUUAUGCUCAUACCGGGAAUACAAUCUGAGAAUCUGCGUGUGUCGCCCGCACCAAUACCUGACAACAUUGUGGAAAUAGUGGCAGUUGAAACAGAGAUUGUAUGCAAGUCCUCAGCUGCUACUGCAUCUCCAAGAAAGACAGCAGAAGGAAGGGUGGGCAAGACGGAAUCAAGCCCUGGCAAAGUGAAAAUGAGGUCCCUGUCUGGCUCAGUAGACAGCACUCCCGCAUCCCCCGCUGCUGGUACUGCAACAGCAAGAGCUACUUCAAAGUUGGCAAGUGCAUUGGUUACAAGUAAUUCGGGCAUGGACACCAGCAGUGCAAUGUCGGAUCAUUUUAGUGCGGACGACGACGAGCACUUUGCAGACACUGGAGAUUCGAAUGAUCGCUAUGACAACAACACAUCGACGGGGAGACAGAAGCGUGGUAGACGCCGCACGUCAUCCUCCUCCUCAUCGUCAAAGGUUGCAGGUUGUCGCAUCCGGAGCAUUCGCUGCCGUAACUGCAAGAACUGUUGUCGUACGGACUGCGGUGAUUGUCGCCAUUGCAAGGACAUGCCCAAAUUUGGCGGAGAGGGACGCGGCAAGCAGUCGUGUCUGCAGCGCCGAUGUUUGAAUCCCAGGAAACCAACGGUGGCACGUCAUGUGGAUCACACGUCCUCCGAUUCUGACUGUGCAUCACCAGCUGCAUUGCCAACAACGGCGUUGUCAAGGAAACGUGCAUCUUCUGUCGGUGAAGAGACGGCUCCAUGUAGCUCUGACCCUGCAGCCACAUGUACAACAACAACGACGACGAUGACGACGACGACGCAAGGGGUUGAUACGACUACUACUGCUGGGGAUACAUCUGAAACAGCACAGGGUCAACUGCCAUCGGUAUCAACAUCUGUGACGUGUAGCGUUGGCGAUACCAAUGCUGCUGCUGGCAGCUCAUCAGUGGCUGUUGUGGCUCCGAUUGUAAUCGAUCCAGCUCUGCUUUCAGCCUCUUUCAUGAUGUCUGGAGAGUCGCUGGGCACACUGGUCGAUACUGCAAAGGACACCACCACAGCGGCAGCAAAGGCAGUCGAGACUGAGGAGACGGAAACCCGGAGCAGCGCUGGCAAGAAGGGAAAACCCCUCGGCCGCGACGUCAUGUCCGGAAUCACAGGCGGCCCGAACGUCGACGUGUCUAAGCUGCCCAGUUUCAAAAAGAACAAGCCAGUUGCCAUGGUUGCUGCUAGCACUGCAACAACCAGCAAGGGUACGACAUCACCACAACGCACUGCUAGUGGCGGUGGCGGUGGUAGUGGUGGUGCAGUUAGUGAUCGUAUGUUGCUACUUAGUGAGGAGAAAGGUAGAGCGUCAGCGGACAGGUACUCGUCGCCGUCUGGUCGGGAGGACCGAGGAGCGUCGUCCAGGCCUGGUGGUGAAGGAGGAGGAAUGAGGGCUGGACACAAUCACCCGGCGGGAUAUUCACGCGCCGAGCGGGAUCGCCAUCACCAUGGUAACCACCGUACCUCCCACGGCUGGGCCGCUGACGGCGGAGGUAGUGAGGAGGACUUCCGACACACCGACCCUCGCCAACAACAACGUCAUCCUCCUCAUCACCAUCAUCACGAUCACCACCCACAACAGCAUCAUCAGCCGUAUCAUGACUAUCCUGGGGAGGAUGAUGUCCAUCACGGGCCACACUCUCGGCGUGACGAGCGACGUUUCCACGACGACGUUGACCGCCCGGGCCACAGUGGGAAUCAUCAGUUUAAUCAUCGUCAUGACGACCGUCACCCCUUCCAGCCUGAGUCGGGCAUGCCCCCUCCGGCAAGACCCGGUCCUCCUCACGAUGUCGGUUUUCACCAUGGUCCUCCACAUCCACAUCCACCAAUGUCAGGUCCUGAUCAACAGCAGGCUCCGCACCACCACCACCAGGCCCCGUUUCGGCCACCACCUUUCCCGCCUUCAUCCCAGGCGCUGGCGAAUGCCCCUCCGCACCGUCCGCCUGGACCACAUGGGCCGCCAGUUGCUGGCAUGCCACAGCUCCCACCACCUCCAGUGCAACACCAGGGUCCUGUACCCCCUGGGCAGCACCAGGGUCCUGUACCCCCUGGGCAGCACCAGGGUCCAGUGACGCCUGGGCAACACCACGGUCCCAUAGCGCCGGUGCAUGCUCCGCCCGGACAGGCUGGGUUUACCGGCGGUGUUGUUGCCCCACCACCAAGUGCUGGCUUGCAGGACCCUCGGUCAGGACUACUACCGCCACCUGCUCACCCCAUGCCGCCACCACACCCUACCCAACACCCUACCCAACACCAGCAGCACCAGCAGCAGCAGCAGCAAACAAAUGUAUCAGCUCCUCCGACCUUCCCCGUUCCUCAGCAGCAGCAGCAUGCAGCUCAAGUUGCUCCUUCGCAGCCUGCCCUUCUCCCUCCGCUGUCUUUGCGCAGGCCACAGCCCUCGCACUCUGGUCUUGCAACAAGCAAUAGUAAUCCACAGCAACAGCAGCAGCUUCACCCAUCGGCUGCUCCACCGUUCCGAAGCCCUUCUCCGCUGCUGCCAACCCAGCAGCCAGUGUCACCGAAUCCCCUUCCCCAGCAGCAGCAGCAGCAGCAGCUUCAGCCACCUCAACAGCAUCAGCUGCAACCGCAACAACAUCUGCAACAGCAACAACAUCAGCAUCAGCAACAGCAACAGCAUCAGCAUCAGCAACAUCAGCAUCAGCAUCAGCAACAGCAACAACAGUUCACUAUGCAACCUCACUCUCAACCCUUGCCGCAAGCGCACCCUGCGUCCUCUCUACCAGCAGGGUCUUCGUUACCCGCAGCAGCAGCAGCAGCAGCACCGCGUGUCCCGUUUCAAUUCAACCCGCCUGCGCCCUCCGUGCCUAACAUGCCUAGCAUGCAGUCACAGCAGCUCUUGCCAACACCAACACCUAAUCACGACUCAGCCAUGACAUCAUCAUCAUCAUCAUCGGCCAUCGACCCCGUGUCCGCCAGAGACCCUAUGUCCGGUGGAUCACCUGCCAUGGUGUCGCGGGACUACCAGCAUCGCCAUCACCAUGGUGAUCAGGGUCACACCGCCGGCCAUGGUCCUAGUAUGUCACAACAACAACAACAUCAACAACAGCAGCAGCAGACAAUGCCGGCGACAGUAGCAUCGUCAUCGUCCUCUAACCCAGGCAUAUUACCGGCAGCGGCAGGUGGUUAUGCAGCAGGCAGAGGACCAGGUGUGCCCGGCACCACUAUGAAUACUUCUGCACACACGCUACCACCAGCCAUGCUCCCCGCCCCGCCUGCACCCAGCCGCCCGGCCAUUCUGUCUCAACAACUGCCCGUGCUGUCAGCGUCGUCACGGCAGCGUCGCCUGGAGUCACGGCGUGCGCUCUUGUCUCGUCGUAUGUCCAUGUGUCACUCCGACAAGUCACACGAUCGCUUGCCGCUGACCACCGGUGGCGUGCAUGCGCUACAGGCCUCGCACUGGUCGCUAAUAUUCCGUUUCCUCUCGCACGGCAUGCUAGCGCGCUGCAUGCGCACAUGUCAGGCGUUCAAGCGCUGGUCGUCGCACCCGCAGUUCUGGAAGAGCAUCGACCUGACUCGCUACACGCCCGUUCCCGCACCCGUACUCGGCGCCGUGGCGCGACGUAAGCCAAUGCGCUUGCGUCUGGACUGGUGUGGCCUGACUCACCGUCAGAUGCUGUGGCUGGGUGCGCGCCUCUCCAAGACCCUGACGUUUCUAUCGCUGGACGGUCUCCAGCCCAGUGUCAUUCUGGCGUUGUCAGCACAUGGCGCCUCCACUUCAUCGAGCAGUCCUGCUGUAACUGAUGCUGCGGCGGCUUCGGGGGCGGCAAAGAAGACGUCUGUAUCGCUGCCGGCGUCCGUGCAGGACAUCUCCGUGUCCUGGUCGUCGGAGGUGAAUGACGAGACGGUGCGCUGUCUCCUGUCCACGCCGCUGCCGGAUCAGCUCCACUCGUGGUCGCCGCUGUCGCGCCUCAUGUACCUGGCGCUGAGCGGCACCAGCGUCACCGACGAGACGGUGCACGUGCUCGCACAGAACGCCGCCGGUUUGCUCCACCUGUCGCUCAGCUUCUGUAAGCAGAUCAGCGACGCCGGCGUUCGAGCCAUCACUGCCACACAGUGUGCCUUUGUGCAGAACGUACAGAUCCUGGAGAUGGCCUCGUGUCCCCGUAUCACCGACGCCGUCGUGCCGGCAUUCUCACGGUGCCGCUCGGCACGUCGUAUCGACCUGCGCAGCUGCCCGCUGCUGUCAGCGGCAGCUUGCGUGAAGCUCGCUGCGUCCACGCCUGGUUUUGUCAUGUCUGAAGACUGCCUCAUCGUCGCGUAGGUUUGCUGCGUCCACGCCUGGCUUUGUCAUGUCUGAAGACUGCCUCAUUGUGGCGUAGGUUUGCCACGCCCACAUCUGGCUUUGUCAUGUCUGAAGACUGCCUCAUCGUGGCGUAGGUUCUACAUCUUCUAUCAGCAGUGCAGAUGCUGCUAAUUGGCAUGCCGCUAGUCAGCGUGACGUUCCUGCUCGUCUGCUGUUGUUUUCCGCUGUGGUGACGUCAUCAUCAUCUGACCGUUAUGUCACCAUUGCCUGACCAUGAUGUCACCAUGAUAUGAAAAUGACACGCCAUUACCUGACCGUGAUGUCAUCGCUCGCUGUGGCAUGGAUUCUACUUCCCACGGCAGGCUUUGACAGCCCCGGGUGAAUCCUGUCUGCGACCUAAUCAUCAGGUUAUUGUGCUAGCGCUAUGAGGGAGAGGUUUGUCAAGCGCCACCGCCCAUCAAGCAUACAUCACCGUCUGGCUGUGAUGCAUCGCAGGGCCUGCUGAGAGGAGUUGUCGGACUCAGGGCGCAGGCGCUGUGCCGGUCCAUGCAAACAUGAUGUCACUAGUCCAUGUAACCAUGACGUCACCAGUGAAUGCCAAUAUGACGUCACCGCUCCAUGUGAUUAUACUGUCACUAGUCCAUGCAAACAUUACAUCAUCAGUCCGUGCAAACAUGACGCCACCACUCCAUGUAAUCACGACGUCGUCAGUCGUCACUAUGAGGUGUAGGCUCUUGCCAGGCAUGACGCCAUGAGCCAUGAGUGUUUCAGUUUAGUGCCGCUGUGUUAUUGUUGUUGCAUGCUAACCUUAGUUCUGUAACAAGAGUGCUGUUGCGUGGCUCUCUGUGUGUGUUCAAGCGAGCAUGUAGAGACGUGACACGUGCUUUCAAUGUUGCUAUAGUUUUCUGAUGUCGAUGAUUCUAUUCUCCUAUUAUAGACUGCAGUACGGUCCGCUCUUGUAUUCUAUUAGGUGAGUGGUGAUGAGUCAUGAUGACAUAAUCACUAGAUGAUCAUGAUGUCAUAAUACCCACCCCUGCUGUGUGCCAUUGUUAUUUUAGCAUCACUGUCUGUUUUUCCUUUCUGGACAGCUGUGACGUGUGUACUCUGGGAUUACCUCGCACUCAUGCACGUACCCGUGUGUAUGCAUCCCCCGUUAUGAGCUGCAAUCUCAUUUGUGUGCUGAGCAAUGUAGUGGAAGUUUUUUUUCCCGGUAUAAUCCUAGACCAGACUGCUCCUUGUCUGACCUUUUACUUUGUGCUGCAAUUUCUCUGUGUGUGUGUGUGUGUGUGUGUGUGUGUGUGUGUGUGUGUGUGUGUGUGUGUGUGUGUUUGUUUACGUGUUCAGUCGGUUUCACCAAGUUGCUGUUGUUCAUGCUUUCCUAUUAUUUUCUCCAUCAUGUUCAGCAGUGUACGUAUCACCUCUCUGAUGACAUCAUAUUUUUGUAGCAUGACGUCAUUGUCUUUACCACGUGUAAUGAUAACACCUGACAGUCCAAAGUCA
This is a messenger RNA of Sycon ciliatum, 8004 nucleotides long. RefSeq lists its product as uncharacterized. The transcript is spliced from 19 exons. Bases 103 to 6522 code for a protein of 2139 amino acids. Gene Ontology annotation, biological process: protein demethylation; regulation of transcription by RNA polymerase II. The record is from RefSeq and is a predicted model, not a curated record. Lineage: Eukaryota; Metazoa; Porifera; Calcarea; Leucosolenida; Sycettidae. Gene Ontology annotation, molecular function: transcription coregulator activity; zinc ion binding; DNA binding.